Messenger RNA from Diachasma alloeum, 1120 nucleotides. RefSeq lists its product as uncharacterized. The coding region runs from base 122 to 1120 and encodes 332 amino acids. The transcript has 5 exons. The record is from RefSeq and is a predicted model, not a curated record. NCBI's taxonomy places the organism in Eukaryota, Metazoa, Arthropoda, Insecta, Hymenoptera, Braconidae.
UUGGGAGAUGAAGUACUUGACGAGACACUGACGUUACUGGUUCUGAGACAGUCAUGGUGGACUGCAUUUGAAACACUGGGACAAAAUUAUCACAACGGAGCAGUUGGAUAGCGAAUUGGCCAUGCGACCGUCAGGAUGGAACUGGAUGUAUGUCCUCGCUCUAUCGGUAACAGCGUCGGUGGGAGCAGUUACCUUCGAGGAUGGCCCAUCCGAGAACCAUGACAUUCCAGAAGAAUCCCUCAAAUUCCAAGAUGAGAAGCUCCAGCAAGGAAGCCUCCAGCGAAACAAGACUCGUCAAGGGAAGGACCUCUUUGACUGGAUAGGUCUCGGAACAGGUCAGCACGUGGACCCCUACCUCGCGAGGAUCAACCAGGCCUGCCUAAACGGCGAUCUCGCGGAAUGCUUCAAAUCCCGAGCGAUCGGCUCUUUCGCCGAUUUCUUCGACCAGCCCGAAUACCUCUUCACCGACCAGGUCAAAUUCGUGAGGAUGGGACGGGAUGUGUUGCAAGAGGUCGCUCGUCAGCCGUACGAGUUCUCCAGCUCCCCAAGGUCGGAUGAGUCUGAUUGGGAUCAGCUGGUCAAGUUCGCUACUCGAAAAGCGGAGAGAUUCGUUAAAACUGUUGCUAUCGAGGUGAACAUACCAUCCUGGGUGACGGGAGAAAACGAGGUUUAUGCCCCGAGAUUUUUGGAUGAAAUUGCUGAUGAGAUCGAUACUCUCGAGAAUAAGAAGGACACUCUCUUCUCUCGCAAGCGUCUGAAGAAACUCUUCAUCCCCAUGCUGAUAAUCCUGAAGCUUUUCAAGCUGAAGCUGCUUCUGUUUCUGCCCCUGAUUCUCGGUCUGGCAUCGUUCAAAAAAUUCCUAGGCUUCAUGGCAAUCGUUAUACCGGGGCUCAUUGGCUUCUUCAAGUUCUGCAAACCGAUAUUGAGCAACUACCAACCGCCUGUGUACACUCAGAGUGGUCUCGGUUUUUCACAUUACAAGGAAACAGGUAAUCAUGGGUAUCCGGCGGAGCACUCGAAUUAUCAGGAGAAUCCUGGCUACCACAAUAGUUACCAAAAUGAGGGGGCCUCGUAUGGGCAGGACCUCGCUUAUCAGGGAUGGAAGCAUUAUCAAGAGUAG